Molecule: messenger RNA, 2059 nt
Organism: Acomys russatus (golden spiny mouse)
Lineage: Eukaryota; Metazoa; Chordata; Mammalia; Rodentia; Muridae
Gene: Tmub2
Product: transmembrane and ubiquitin like domain containing 2
Exons: 3
Coding region: 535-1497 (320 amino acids)
Molecular function (GO): protein binding
Source: RefSeq, a predicted model, not a curated record
CUCUCCUUCCCCAUCCAGGCACACUACCAAUCUAACCCCCCUUUAACUUCCCAUGACUCUCCGCGUCCUCAAGCCCCGCCCUCAGCUCUUCUGCCCCGCCCCGAAGUUUGAGGGGUGUGGAUGGUUUGUGACCCCCUCACCUGACCCUAACCAUCACCGGCUGGGAGAGCCCGGCUUGGGCACUGCGACCGAAACCCAGAAGCCCUUCGGUUCGGGGGGCACAUGGACUCUACUGCCACGGGAAUAGGACCCCUCAGACGCAGAGCCAUCGCUUCAGAAAAAGCAGGGUCGGGGACGACUCCCCGCCGCACGGUCAGGGUCGUCCACAGGCCUUGGAGCAGGCAGAUACGGGGUCCUCUCUGGCCCCUGCCCACGGCAGUUCCUUGUGUCCUCCGUUUCCAUCUGUCUUUGCCACAGUUUUCUUUUGUGUAAAUCACGGCUCCUGACAUUAACCUUUACCAUCAGGGGUUAGUGUGGGAGUGAGACGUAAUUGCUAUCAUUUGUUUAUGGAACAGUGUUAAUUAUUUUGCUUCGAUGAUUUCACGUCAUCUUCAGAACAACCUUAUGAGUGUGGACCCGGUCAGCAGCCAGGCCAUGGAGCUCUCUGAUGUCACCCUCAUUGAGGGUGUGGGUAAUGAGGUGAUGGUGGUGGCAGGUGUGGUGGUGCUGAUUCUAGCGUUGGUCCUAGCCUGGCUCUCUACCUAUGUAGCAGACAGCAGUAACAACCAACUGCUGGGCACCAUCGUGUCAGCAGGCGACACAUCUGUUCUCCACCUGGGGCACGUGGACCAGUUGGUAAGCCAAGGCACUCCAGAGCCAACUGAACUCCCCCAUCCGUCGGAGCAUAAUGAUGAGAAGGCUGAAGAGACCAGUGAUAGUGGGGGAGAUGCCACUGGGGAACCUGGAGCCAGGGGAGAUGUGGAGCCCAGUCUUGAGCAUCUCCUGGACAUCCAGGGCCUGCCGAAAAGACAAGCAGGCCUGGAAAGCAGCCGCCCAGAAGCUGGACUGGCAUUAGAGCAUAGCACGUGCCUCUCUCCCAGCCCUAGCCUCAUCAAUGUUCGCCUCAAGUUCCUCAAUGACACCGAGGAGCUAGCUGUAGCCAGGCCAGAGGACACUGUGGGUACCCUAAAAAGCAAAUACUUCCCUGGACAAGAGAGCCAGAUGAAGCUCAUCUACCAGGGUCGGCUGCUGCAGGACCCAGCACGCACGUUGAGUUCGCUGAACAUCACCAACAACUGUGUGAUUCACUGCCACCGCUCACCCCCAGGAGCACCUGUUUCUGGCCCCUCGGCCUCCUUGACCCCCUCAAGCACUGAACCAUCCAGCCUUGGUGUCAACGUGGGCAGCCUCAUGGUGCCUGUGUUCGUGGUGCUUUUGGGUGUGGUCUGGUACUUCCGCAUCAACUACCGCCAGUUCUUCACCGCGCCUGCCACGGUCUCCUUGGUGGGAGUCACGGUCUUCUUCAGCUUCCUAGUAUUUGGGAUGUAUGGAAGAUAAGGACAACAGGAGACAAAGGCAUGGUCUUCCUUCUUCACAGCUGCCCCCCUUUCCUGGCCAGAGCUGGGCCCAAGGACCUGGGAGGGAUGGGAAGGAUAUGGGGGGUACCCUGUCCAUAGGACCCAGGAAGCAGAUGUGUGUCUUCCCUUUGUGUCCACAGGGUACGGAUAUCUCUGCAAGCACAACUCAGGUAGAAACAAGGAUAUCACCUUCCCUCUUUUAGAAUCCCGAGGUUCAAAGGCCAAGCUCAGUGAGAAGCCUGGCCUCUAGGUCUUCCCUCCUGGCAGUGGCCCUAGCCCUUCCCCAGUGUCUUGCAUGUCUGCUCCCUAGCCCCUGGGGUUGCUGCCAGGGCAGCUCAGCAUGGCCUUAGUGCACCCCUGUAGGGAGCCUCAAGUACCUUCCACUCCUUAGAUGAGUGGAUCUUUUGAAACUAACUUCAUAGACAGGGACGAAGACUGCCAGCUUUCCCUAUGGUCCCCAGCUGCCACCACCUCCUUCCUGUGCCCCUUGUAGCAGAAUAGGAUAUUUUGCUCUCUUUCGAAGCACUUUGCUUGCUUUUUUU